AUGGUCGGCAAGCCUCUCGCCACCGUGUGCUACUGUUUUUCCAUGUGCAUCACGCUGCUGGGUGCUUGCCGCGUCUGGAGGAUCCAACAUGCCAUGUUUCUUGGGAAGACGUUGUCCGGAGGGUUUGAGAUCAUGACGAUCGCAGUGGGCUUCCUAGCGCUCAGCGUCGUCUUCUUCGGCUUCCUUAUUGCGCUCGACGUCGUCAAAGAAUCUUCAGGGUGA
Molecule: messenger RNA, 222 nt
Organism: Colletotrichum higginsianum IMI 349063
Lineage: Eukaryota; Fungi; Ascomycota; Sordariomycetes; Glomerellales; Glomerellaceae
Exons: 2
Coding region: 1-222 (73 amino acids)
Source: RefSeq, a predicted model, not a curated record